Molecule: messenger RNA, 1592 nt
Organism: Lolium rigidum
Lineage: Eukaryota; Viridiplantae; Streptophyta; Magnoliopsida; Poales; Poaceae
Product: probable L-ascorbate peroxidase 8, chloroplastic
Exons: 12
Coding region: 17-1336 (439 amino acids)
Biological process (GO): hydrogen peroxide catabolic process; cellular response to oxidative stress; response to reactive oxygen species
Molecular function (GO): peroxidase activity; heme binding
Source: RefSeq, a predicted model, not a curated record
GCGCAGCGCAGUCGCCAUGGCGGAGCGCCUCGCCUCCUCGGCCUCCCUCCUCCCGGCAUCGCCUUCCCCGUCCACCCGCCGCGCCGCGGCUGCAGCAGCAACCGUCGCCUCCUUCCCCUCCUGCUCCGCGCGCACCGGCGGGCUCCGCCUCCGUCCGUCCCCCUCGCGCUUCUCGCAGAAGGUUGCGGGGCGAGGGCGCGGCGGCGCCGGCGGGGCGCUGCGGGUGGUCCGCUGUAUGGCGGCGUCGGAUGCCGCGCAGCUCAAGAGCGCGCGGGAGGACAUCAAGGAGAUCCUCAAGACCACUUACUGCCACCCCAUCCUGGUCCGUCUGGGAUGGCAUGAUUCAGGUACGUAUGACAAAAAUAUUGAGGAGUGGCCACAGAGAGGUGGAGCUGAUGGAAGCUUAAGAUUUUAUCCAGAAUUGAGUCAUGGAGCAAAUGCUGGUCUUACUAGUGCUUUAAAGCUUAUUCAACCAAUCAAGGACAAAUACCCAGGUAUCACUUACGCGGAUUUGUUCCAGUUGGCGAGUGCUACAGCAAUUGAGGAAGCUGGUGGCCCGAAAAUUCCGAUGAAAUAUGGAAGGGUCGACAUCACAGCACCUGAGCAAUGCCCACCUGAGGGGAGGCUUCCUGAUGCUGGCCCACGUUUACCUGCUGAGCACCUUCGUGAGGUCUUCUAUAGAAUGGGCCUUGAUGACAAGGAAAUUGUUGCACUCUCUGGAGCACAUACACUUGGAAGAUCACGGCCUGACCGGAGUGGCUGGGGCAAGCCAGAAACUAAAUAUACAAAGGUUGGGCCUGGUGAACCUGGAGGGCAAUCAUGGACAGCUGAAUGGUUGAAGUUUGAUAACAGUUACUUCAAGGACAUAAAGGAGCAAAGGGAUCAGGAUCUUCUAGUAUUGCCUACGGAUGCUGCAUUAUUUGAGGACCCAUCAUUCAAGGUAUAUGCGGAGAAGUAUGCAGAGGACCAGGAGGCAUUCUUCAAUGAUUACGCUGAAGCCCAUGCUAAACUGAGCAACCUUGGUGCAAAAUUUGAUCCUCCUGAGGGAAUCUCGUUAGACAAUGACACUGGUGCCACACCAGAUGACGAGAAGAAGGUUGCUGAUCCAGCACCAGCAGAUGAUACCAACGGAGCAGCACCACAGCCCGAGCCAUUUGUUGCCGCCAAAUACUCUUACAAAAAGAGAGAGCUGUCAGACACGAUGAAGCAGAAGAUCCGCGCAGAGUACGAGGGCCUUGGAGGCAGCCCGGAGAAGGCUCUGCAGUCCAACUAUUUCCUCAACAUUAUGAUUGUGAUCGCAGGGUUGGCAUUCUUGACGUCUCUGGUCGGGAACUGAGAGCCUUGAUCUGAUGAGUCUUUUCUUUUCCUUUUUUGUUGCUGUGCCGAAAUUGACCAAUUGUGCAGAGAUCAAUCGAGGUACAUAAUGAGUAUGUAGCGGAAUGCUUUCUCAUCUUUUGAUUGUGAGAUAAAAGAAAGACAGUCCAUUUUAAACUCCGAACAACAUAUAAAUGUUUUCUUCGAUUUUGAACCCUGAAACUACAAAAUCAUGUAUAUUUUACCCUGGGCUUUCAGAAGAAUAUCUUGAAUUCUAA